UGUCCAGAGCUGACUGUUUCUUUGUGCUAAAAAAUCUACCAUGCGUCUUGUGUUAAGUUUUGGCUUAGUCUGGGCAAUAGCCUAUGUCAAACAUUCGGCAAGAGGGUUGCAUACGACUAAUAAAAUCAUAAGCCGAGAAGACAAGAUAGAUUUCUUUUGUUGCGGACAGAGACCUCUAGCCACAGACAACGGAGCCUCAGAGGUAGCGCAGACAACCGACGAUAUACAAGGAGCUAUUCCUCAUUCUCAUCCAUCUAUUUGCAGUAUUCGACCUGUCAAUAAUACAUAUCACAUGUUCAGCGGUGUUUUGGUGAAGAAUUUGGCGGGAAAAUACUACAUCAUCACGAAUUGGUUCUCCGGUACUCAUCCGUUUCGUAAUCUAUUUUACGAAGCUCACUGUGGUGUCUACGACAGAACUGAUCUCAGUGAACCCCAAAGAGUGUCAGUUCGCUUCAGUGAUUUAAAAAUUUCCGACGCUGAGACCAACCUUGCAAUUUUGAUACCUGCAACUGCACUGCCAACUAACCGCUACAUUACAGCCGCCUGCCUUCCGAACGAAGAUUGGUAUGAGGGCGAAAAGGCCAUUUCUGCUGGCUGGUAUAAUAAGUCUCCGACUUAUAAUAUUCAAGCCUAUUCCAAACUUCACCAAUUCCAAGCGUACAUAACGUCUAGGGCCACAUGUGAACAAAAAUACAGAGACAUCUAUUCCCUGAAAUUGAUGUGCACAAGUUUACCUGAAACUGAAUUCUUUACAUGUAACCCUGAUUUUGGUUCCCCUCUCUACACAUAUAGAGAAAACAGAUGGACUUUAACAGGUAUUGCCAAAUUUAUUGGCGACUGCUAUAAGCCUGACAGACUUGGUAUGUACACUGAUAUCUUCCAAGCUAAAGACUGGAUCAACAGCAUCAUCAACUGACGCUAAAAUAGAACUCAUUGUAAAAUAUUGACUUGUAAAAGACUU
This is a messenger RNA of Biomphalaria glabrata, 961 nucleotides long. RefSeq names its product mannan-binding lectin serine protease 1-like. The transcript is spliced from 9 exons. Gene Ontology annotation, biological process: proteolysis. The coding region runs from base 41 to 916 and encodes 291 amino acids. The record is from RefSeq and is a predicted model, not a curated record. Gene Ontology annotation, molecular function: serine-type endopeptidase activity. Lineage: Eukaryota; Metazoa; Mollusca; Gastropoda; Planorbidae.